UGGAACUUUUAGCAAGUGCUCUUAUGGACUUGGUACAAGGAGUAUACCAUGAAAAUUCUACUUCAGCAAAGGAAAAUCAUAUCACAGAAGAUAUUGGAAUAUCGACUUGGAAGAAACAGACUUUUCUCUCCCAUGGAGCCUUAUUAGCAAAGAGCUGCCAAGCUGCCAUGGAAUUAGCAAAGCAUGAUGCUGACGUUCAGGAUAUGGCAUUUCAGUAUGGGAAGCACAUGGCCAUGAGUCAUAAGAUAAAUUCUGAUCUCCAGCCUUUUAUUAAAGAAAAGACCAGUGACUCCAUGGCUUUUAAUCUAAACUCAGCUCCUAUAGUCUUACAUCAGGAGUUUCUUGGAAGAGAUUUGUGGAUUAAGCAGAUUGGAGAGGUUCAAGAAAAAGGAAGAUUAGACUAUGCUAAGUAUUCAUGGAAUCUGGAUCUGUCAGCUACUUAUGUUUGAAGUGGAAGAAUUGGCAAAAUUAUACAUCCAGCAGGCAAGAAAUAAAGUGGAAAUGUCUCACAAGUAACACUGAAAUCUGUUGCGUUGUUUUAAGACUUAACUACUGAGAAAAAAAAAAAAGCCCUACUAAAUAUUGUCUUGGCAACUAUAAAUAUAUUUUAGCGAUGAUAAAAACCUUUAGAAUAGCAGCUACAAGAUAUCUGAAACCUAAUGCCUAUCUGUCUGCCACUCUCAAUUAUAUAUAUUUAUAUUCUAUAUAUCCCAUUCUUCAUUAAAUGCUGUGCAAUUUUCCUUUUGAGUUGCUGUAGUGUUUUAUGUGAAUCCUUUAUAUGGCCAAGGAGCCAAUUUCCCCCCCUGCUGCAUUUUACUCAGGUAAGAUUGGAAAUGAGCUCGUUAGAUCAAUUGCUACAACUCUAAUUUGAAAACUUGAAAAAUGCAUUUCUAACUAAGAAAUUUCCAAUCAUGCAGAUAUCUAAAACUCAGUUUUCUUUGUUUUUUUUUUCAGGUCUUUCCACACAUCCCCAUGAACCAGGAACUGUCACUCCUACUGACUUCUUAGGGUUGUGUUGGGCAGGAAUUGUGUUUUUUAUACCUCAUUCCUCUCCCCAUCUUACUCCAUGUUUAUUCAUCUUUUUUCAGAAGGCAUUACUUUUAUCCACUUGCACUUUCAGACCUAUUUUUUUUUUUCAGAGCUAUUAUUUUUUAAAGCCUCCAAAAUACAAGUUAGAUACAGUUAUUCCAGUGCAGCUUUGGAGGUUGUUUUCACCUUCAUAUACUAUUUUCCCUUAUGAAACAAAACAAAAAACAUACAAAACCAUUUGAGGGUAGGCCAUUUCCUAGAUAGCAAUGAUUUUCAUUUCCGUUAAUAACUUAUUUGGAAUGAACAGCUUACUUUGUUAAGUAGAUUGAUCCAGUUAUGCAAAUUAAGAUGUGUAAUUUACAAUAAUACUCAAGGUCACUUUGUUAUUUUCUAAGAUGUUUUUAAAAAGUCAGCCGUCAGGUAAGCACGCUGCUCGCUUUAGAUGCUAUUUAUUAAUAAAAUUAUUGUAUUUGGUUUCAAAUAUGAACA
Leptonychotes weddellii (Weddell seal) is the source of this 1518-nucleotide messenger RNA. The record is from RefSeq and is a predicted model, not a curated record. NCBI's taxonomy places the organism in Eukaryota, Metazoa, Chordata, Mammalia, Carnivora, Phocidae.